Molecule: messenger RNA, 1225 nt
Organism: Spea bombifrons (plains spadefoot toad)
Lineage: Eukaryota; Metazoa; Chordata; Amphibia; Anura; Pelobatidae
Gene: SNUPN
Product: snurportin 1
Exons: 9
Coding region: 143-1195 (350 amino acids)
Biological process (GO): protein import into nucleus; snRNA import into nucleus
Cellular component (GO): cytoplasm; nucleus
Molecular function (GO): protein binding; nuclear import signal receptor activity
Source: RefSeq, a predicted model, not a curated record
CUGGUAUUACUGGCUCUAGUGUGCGCACUCUCUUCCUUACAACUAGAAAGACCACGUGAAUACAUCUAAGCGUGAUUCGUUUUUGUGGUGCCGUGCAUACGUCUGCUAGCGGCGCUUCCCGAGUGCGUGACGUCACGUAAAAAUGGACGCUCUUGCAGAUGCUCUCGCUGGAAGUUUUUCCGUUUCAUCAUCCCUGAACAAUCCUUCAGCGCCCCAUCCGCGGUUGUCUCAGUACAAGAGCAAAUACAGUUCUCUGGAGCAGAGCGAGCGUAGAAGAAAACUAUUGGAACUUCAGAAAGCGAAACGUCUGGACUAUGUGAAUCAUGCUCGAAGACUUGCAGAGGGAGAUUGGUCACUGAAUGAUGAUGAUGAUGAAGUGAAGGAAAAUCUGGAAAACCCAAAAAAUAAUGAACAAGAUGGAGAGGAAGAGGAGAUGGAUGUGGACCCUGGAAAGAAAUUGCCUAGACAUUAUUCUAACCAACUUAUGCUCUCUGAGUGGUUAAUAGAGAUCCCUUCAGACCUGGCUGAACUUUGGCUACUGGUGGUAUGUCCUGUGGGGAAACGUUCCCUGAUUGUUGCUUCUCGGGGAUCCACAGCUGCGUACACAAAAAGUGGCUACUGUGUGAAUAGGUUCCCAUCAUUGCUGCCCGGGGGCAACCGACACAACAGCUCCACUGGCAAAGAUUAUACCAUUCUGGACUGCAUAUACAACGAGGAGGCAAGGACAUAUUACGUAUUGGAUGUCAUGUGUUGGAGGGGACAUCCAGUGUAUGAUUGUCAGACGGAUUUCCGUUUCUACUGGCUGCAGUCUAAACUCCAGGAACAAGAAGGACUAAGUGAGAUUUCCAAGCGCAACCCAUUCAAGUUUGUCGGCCUAGAUCAUCUUCCUUGCUCUCUGGAGUCUGUGCAGAAUGUUUUGAUGCAGAACUUCCCCUAUAAGGUUGAUGGCCUUCUUUUUUACCAUAAGCACACUCACUACACUCCAGGCAGCACUCCUCUGGUGGGAUGGCUCCGUCCAUACAUGGCCCCUGAAAUAUUAGGAUUUCCAGCUCCUCCGGGGCCUUUGGCAGAGAAGCCAUUUUAUGCCCAAGAGCAGAUGCGCCAGAUUGUAGAACACAAAAAGGGUGGGAAAGGUGGCGCAGAGGGUGGGAAGUACGAACUCGAACACCUUUCCACACUCCCACCCCCAGAGUGAUAACUUAGUAUGUGAGGAGGACGAUGUAAA